UAUCUGUAUUUGUUACCCAUCUGCCCCAUCCCCCAUUAGUGUGCUACAAAGUGGUGGAUCACCAUGGCUCUGAACAUCCCUGGUGUGGUUGCAAUGGUGCUGUUCUAUAUCCUGAUUCUGGGGACAGGUGUUUGGGCUGCCCGAAAGUCCAGGAGGGCUGAGAGGAAGAGCCAUGGAGACAGGACAGAAGUGGUGCUCCUUGGAGACAGGAAUAUUAGCUUGUUGGUUGGGAUUUUCACCAUGACUGCUACAUGGGUUGGAGGCGGCUUCAUCUUGGGUGUGGCUGAGGCUGUGUACUCUCCUAAAAUGGGCUUAAUAUGGGCUCUCAUGCCUAUACAAUACUCUGUGUCCUUCAUAAUAGGUGGGCUGUUCUUUGCAAAGCCAAUGAGAGACAAGAAGUAUAUCACCAUGAUGGACCCGUUCCAAAUAAAGUAUGGAAGAGUACUGAGUGGUGCCCUAGUGCUCCCCUCCCUGCUGGUGGAUGUGCUGUGGGUGUCCUGCACUCUGCUCGGCUUAGGAGCCACUAUGAGUGUGAUACUAGACUUGCCCUAUGGCUAUUCUGUGUGGAUCUCCUCAGCUGUGGCCAUUAUCUACACUCUGUUGGGAGGUCUUUAUUCAGUGGCUUACACAGAUGUUAUCCAGCUCUCCCUGGCUUUCCUCAGUUUGUGGUUGUGUGUCCCCUUCCUGAUGCUUAACCCCACGUCUACAAACAUUGCACAGACUGCAUUUAACAACACCAACCAAGAACCCUGGUUUGGAAAGCUGGAUCGUGACAACAUCUGGAAGUGGAUUGAUGACUUCUUGAUGCUUGGUCUAGGUAGUGUCUCAUUCCAGAGCUUCCACCAGAGGACGCUGUCUGCCUCCUCACCACUCACAGCCCAGUUGACAUGCUAUGCUGCAGCCCUUGUUAUCGCCAUACUGGGAAUCCCACCUGUCUUGAUCGGGGCUGUUGCUGCCUCCACAGACUGGAACCAAACACUGUACGGCUCUCCAUCUCCAUACAUACGUGGUGAGCACAGUUUGAUCCUGCCUCUGACCCUACAAUACCUCACUCCAUCUUACAUCUCAAUCAUUGGAAUCGGAGCUGUGGCCGCUGCCGUCAUGUCGUCCACAGACUCUGGCCUGUUGUCGGCAACUUCUGUUUUCUCUUCAAACAUCUACAAGAACAUCCUGCGUAAACGGGCAUCAGAUUUUGAAAUGCAGUGGGUUAUUCGGGUCACAGUGGUGGUCGUGGGUCUGCUUGGGACAUCUAUAACCUUCUACACCAAAAGCACCCUAGUUCUGUGGAUUCUUGGAGCUGACGUUUCCUACACCCUGAUGUUCCCUCAUCUGAUCUCUGUCCUCUUCUUUGAUGUGACAAACGGUUACGGUGCAAUGGGUGGUUACAUCAUAGGACUGACAAUAAGGAUAUUGUUAGGUGAGAAUGCAGUAGGACUUCCUGUUACUCUUUGUCUUCCUGGCUGCAUACUGGAAGAUGGCGUCUACGUCCAAAAGUCUCCUGUCAGGACAGCUGCAAUGCUCUGCACUUGCAUAACCAUCCUGUUUUUUUCCACGCUGGCUGUGUUCAUGUUCAACCACAGUCUGUUGCCUGAGAGCUGGGACAUUUUUAAAGUAAAACGUAAUGUGACUAUUUCACCAGGAGAUGCCGUCACACUGAGCCCCAGAGAAGAAGAAGAAGCUGGAAGUGAGGCUGAAUGUGACGAGAACAGACAUGGAGUUAGCUAUAGCCAAUGUUAGAAACUAAGUCCUGACUGCUUCUUUGUCUUUUCAUAGGCUGGCAGGCUGAAUUGUUUUAUGAUCUGUAUGAUAUGUAGGUGACUGGAGAGCUAAAAUAGGUGUUAUUAUAAGA
This is a messenger RNA of Labrus mixtus (cuckoo wrasse), 1849 nucleotides long. RefSeq names its product high-affinity choline transporter 1-like. Gene Ontology annotation, cellular component: plasma membrane. The transcript has 8 exons. Gene Ontology annotation, biological process: choline transport; acetylcholine biosynthetic process; transmembrane transport. The record is from RefSeq and is a predicted model, not a curated record. Gene Ontology annotation, molecular function: choline:sodium symporter activity. NCBI's taxonomy places the organism in Eukaryota, Metazoa, Chordata, Actinopteri, Labriformes, Labridae. Bases 64 to 1737 code for a protein of 557 amino acids.